AUGACACUAUCGGCCGUGAAUGUGACACAUACAGGAUGUUCCCUUCACAGACCGCAGCGGCACGAACAAGUACAGGGUCCCCAGUGCUUUCUCCAGUCAGGAGGGAUCCUGCGGGAGCUGCGGGCCUGUGCGCAGGGCUGGACGGGACGCAGGGCGGCGGGGACGCCCCGCUGGGCACGGGCAGGCGUGUGCCCACGGGGGCCGAGUGGGGAGGCGACAGAUAGGGGGCCUGGCGUUCACACACCCGCCAUGCUCAGCAUGCCAGGCCUCCACCCUGGGGCAGAGGACGAGGCGCCGCGGGGGAGCUGGUGCACGCGUCUCACGUGUGGGAGACCAAACGGAGACAGAUGUGACACGCACACAGCAGACGACCCGCAUCGGCAAGGGCAGCGCCCUGGCCAGCCGAGGCACCGCGAGGGAAGGAAGCAGGACUCCACUUUUCUGCAACGUCUCUUUUUAAUUAAAAUACAUAAUUCAAAACGUGUACACGUGUUAAGUCUGGGCUCACAGCUCAUCACUCUGCGCGCUUCUCUGCUGUUUAACUUCUCAAACCAGAGAAGUGACGGUGACGACGCCGAGGGUGUCCAGUGUCACGAGGUCUCUGAGGACCUGGCCCCCAGUCUCCCAGUCCCAAGUGUGGACAGCCAGCGGCCAGGACCUGCGCCCGGCCGGGGGCCCCCAGGGCUGAGGCCCCGCCAGGGUCCACCAGGGGCACCCCAUGCUCAGGCCGCUGUCGAGGGGACCCCAGGGCAGGCACGGCUGCUCCUGCGGUGA
This is a messenger RNA of Rangifer tarandus platyrhynchus (Svalbard reindeer), 774 nucleotides long. NCBI's taxonomy places the organism in Eukaryota, Metazoa, Chordata, Mammalia, Artiodactyla, Cervidae. The record is from the annotation of a GenBank genome assembly.